AUGUCGUCUUCGGAAGGGGCGCCGGAGUCAUGGAUCUCCUCUUUCUGUUCGCUGAUGGGCCAUGAAUUCUUCGCAGAGGUGUCGGAGGACUUUAUCGAAGAUGACUUCAAUCUUACAGGUCUGCAGUCGCAGGUGCCCAUGUACAAGGAAGCGCUCGAGAUGAUUCUGGAUGUGGAACCGGAGGAGGACGAAGACGAGGAGGAGGAAGAAGAGGAAGAGGAGGAGGAUGAUGACGAGAUUCUCGGUGAUGAGCGACCCCCGGGCUACCGCAGAGCUGGGGACCGGAGACAUGCGCGGGUGGCCAGCGACUUGAGUGUGAUCGAAAGUUCUGCGGAACUGCUCUACGGCCUCAUCCACCAGCGCUACAUCACUUCGCGGCCGGGAAUCCAGCAGAUGCUGGAGAAGUACGAAAUGCAGCACUUCGGUGUCUGUCCGCGCGCCUACUGCAAUGGAAGCAAGGUCCUACCCGUGGGCUGCUCCGACACUCCUGGACAAGAGACGGUGAAGCUGUUUUGCCCCAGCUGCCAGGAUCUGUACACUCCUCCCAACAGUCGUUUUCACUCGGUUGAUGGGGCCUUCUUUGGGACCACAUUCGGAUACCUUUUCUUCAUGACCUUCCCCGACCUGGACAUUGGGCCCCGCCUGGAUCCCUCCAUGUUAACCGUUGCCCCUGCGAAUGCAAACAAUCAAUCUCGAUCCUCGUCUUUGACGUCUGGGGCCAACCGCGCGACCCCCGAUCUGCCUCCGCCGAACCAGCCAACGGAGAUCAAUGGGGUGCGAACCGUCAACUUCUGCCCCGGCCUGGGACCAGGUAGAAUUUACGAAUCGAAGAUUUACGGAUUUCGCGUCUCAGAGCGAUCCAGAGUUGGUCCGCGCAUGAAGUGGCUGCGGAUGAAGCCGACCGAUAUCCGGGAGUUGGACGAGUUGGCGCAGUACGAGGCCAUCCACGGUUCUGCGAACGAUACCGAGCUGAACAUUGAAGCCCAGAAUGCAGCCGCAAUCGCAGCUAGGAAGAAAGCGCCCAUGCGGAGACGGCGGCUUAACCCCGAUCAGAUGAGCAUCAACGGAGCGGAAGGCUGA
Molecule: messenger RNA, 1080 nt
Organism: Aspergillus udagawae
Lineage: Eukaryota; Fungi; Ascomycota; Eurotiomycetes; Eurotiales; Aspergillaceae
Product: casein kinase II subunit beta
Exons: 1
Coding region: 1-1080 (359 amino acids)
Cellular component (GO): protein kinase CK2 complex; cytoplasm
Molecular function (GO): protein kinase regulator activity
Source: RefSeq, a predicted model, not a curated record